This is a messenger RNA of Notothenia coriiceps (black rockcod), 1410 nucleotides long. RefSeq names its product gremlin-1-like. Gene Ontology annotation, biological process: animal organ morphogenesis. The record is from RefSeq and is a predicted model, not a curated record. Lineage: Eukaryota; Metazoa; Chordata; Actinopteri; Perciformes; Nototheniidae. Bases 150 to 698 code for a protein of 182 amino acids. Gene Ontology annotation, molecular function: receptor ligand activity; BMP binding. The transcript has 2 exons.
CCCUGUCUAUGGAGCGCUCAGUCUCCCACCCAUCCACAGCCCCACCAGUGUACGGCCGACAGCAGUAGGUGCCUAUCACAUCGCAGGGUGCCGCGAGAGGACUGACAGGAUCACACCAUCGCACUUGUAGCAGUGGAGACUCGCGCAGGAUGGCCAACUCAACGCGUAUCUUCUGCAGUAUGGUUUUCAUCAUGGGGUUGCUCUCCUCGCCCGUGGAAUCCAAAAGAAACCGAGGUUCACAAGGCGCCAUUCCUCAUCCUGACAAAAGCAACCCAAACGAAUCGGAGCAGCAACCGCAGACUCCGCAGGCGGGCUCCGGCUCCCGGCAGAGGCAGGGCUCAUCCUCCCCGGCCGACGAGGUGCUGGAGUCCAGCCAGGAAGCGUUACACGUGACGGAGCGCCAGUAUUUGAAACGGGACUGGUGCAAGACGCAGCCCCUGAAGCAGACCAUCCACGAGGAGGGCUGCGUCAGCCGCACCAUCAUCAACCGCUUCUGCUACGGGCAGUGCAACUCCUUCUACAUACCCAGGCACAUCCGCAGGGAGGAGGGUGCCUUCCAGUCCUGCUCGUUUUGCAAGCCGAAGCGUUUUACCACCAUGACUUUUACUUUGAAUUGUCCCGACCAGCAGCCACCCACCAAGAAGAAACGCAUCCAGCGCGUCAAACAGUGCCGCUGUAUAUCCAUAGACCUGGACUAAAGACAAGGCUUGGGUGUGUGUGUGUGUGUUUCAUAUCCCUCGCGGACAGGAUUGUUGGUAGAAAAAAAAGGUUGUCACAUAGCCAAGAACACAUGCCUGUCUCCACUUGGAGGAUGCAUUCACGAACGCUUCGUACAUGUAGGCUACAGUCUCUUCUUGCAUAACGUGUGAACAAAUAUGGACAUGCAACUUAUAGACCAUCGAGCAUUUUACUCCUCACCAGUUUGAAAACAAGCAUCACUGCACAGGAACGCUGAAUUGGAAUGGGCACGUUUUACGCACGGCUUCCUCCCCCCGAGAGGACUGCAUAACCCCGGGUUAUUUAAUAUAGAAACGCUUGCUGUGACAGGAAAUGUACAAUUUUGUAUUUUAAUGUGCAUAAUGUGUUUGCUGAACUGGACGUUUCCACUGUGUGGAAUUUGAUGUAUGAGCGAGGAUAUUUGUAAAUGGAAAAUGUGAUUUUUAUUUCGAUGUUACAAGAAUGUCUGAAGGUAAAUUGAUUUCUGUGAAUUUCCAAGUCCAUUGGUAAAGUUUUUUUUUUUUUUUAAAGUUGGAUUCCUAUCUUUUAGAGAUGAUAGGCUUAUUAGCCAGACGCUGUUCAGUGAUGGGUAAUCCAGUAUCGAGAUUAAAUAGUUGUCAAUGUAAAGGCAUCCUUGAUGUAACCGGUUUGUUUAUCCCUUUGAUUAAAUUAUCCAUGAAAAUAUAAAAUAAA